AAUGUAACUGGUUUCCUCUCUAAGACUAUAUGUCAAAAUUACAAAAUGUUUAACAUCCAAUAUCUGAUGUUUAAUAGAAACCAAUGUACUCUAGUGGUGUCGUUAAACGAACACAAAAAUCCCACAUUUUUACUUGUGUCUUUGCAGCCCUGCGGCGACCCUAUUCCACGUCAUCACCCGGAGGAAGUGCGGAUUCAUUCGAUAGCGCCAUUUACCUCUCAAGUGAAAGUGUAGAACCCUACACACUAAUACUUGAGAUGAAUUCAACAGUAGUGCAAGAGAUAAUUCCUGCAAGUUACCCAACACAGGUGUGGUGGUCCCUGAAAAACGAAAAAGAUCUUCCGGGCAUUCCAGACGUAAUAGAAAUAUACAAGAACGAGCAAAACACGAUACUGGAAUACCACAUCGAUAAGUCAUUGUCGAGAUCACUGGCAGACCUUUGCAAGAACCGACUGUAUGAUUCGAGCGAUACCGAGUACUUGCGGUAUUUGCAGACGACGGCUGUCAACUUACGUGACCUGCACAGUCGAGGCUGGGUGCACGGAGAGAUACAGACGUCCAACAUCCUGGCUGAGGCGACUCAACCCCUGUCUGCAAAAAGAAAGGUGAAGGUCAACCACGGAUUUACCUUGCACUAA
This is a messenger RNA of Gigantopelta aegis, 638 nucleotides long. RefSeq lists its product as uncharacterized. The record is from RefSeq and is a predicted model, not a curated record. The coding region runs from base 84 to 638 and encodes 184 amino acids. NCBI's taxonomy places the organism in Eukaryota, Metazoa, Mollusca, Gastropoda, Neomphalida, Peltospiridae. The transcript is spliced from 3 exons.